AUUACAUAAAUGUACAUUAUAGGUUGCCCAUUUUUACAACACAAUUGACCAGCAAAUGAUUCCAAGCCAGAGUCCACUAAUGUUGGAAUCUGCGCUCAAUUUUGAACGGAUUAUCAAAAAACCUAAAGCUAGUAGCAAGGUGUCCAACGAUGGCCAUGUACUUAUAACAUGGGACAGGCCCGAAGAAUUAGAAGAAUAUAUUGGCAAGUUACAACAAGCAGCUGAUAAACUUACUACAGAAAACAGAAGACUCAGAAAGCAACACAGCAUCAUAUGUGAUAAAAUUUGCAGCCUUAUGAGCGUAGACUUACUCCGAAACCAACAAAAAUGGAAAGACUCUCUUUCCGACGUCCGGCGUAUUAUCUCGGAGGUCCAAUGCAGAGAAGCCGGCGGAGAAGAGCCUUCUGUUCGACCAUGGAGAGCUCAUUGGAAUCGUCAGAUAUACAAAGCCUUAGAACAUCAAUACCAAAUGGGUCUACAAGCUCUUAACCAUAACUUACCAGAGAUUAGAGUGGAUUUAAUGUUCAGGUAAAGAAUUGAGUGUUUUUAUUGCAAUUAUAUCUAGUGUUAUAUUAUGUCAUA
Molecule: messenger RNA, 582 nt
Organism: Ciona intestinalis (vase tunicate)
Lineage: Eukaryota; Metazoa; Chordata; Ascidiacea; Phlebobranchia; Cionidae
Source: RefSeq, a predicted model, not a curated record